This is a messenger RNA of Rhopalosiphum maidis (corn leaf aphid), 1294 nucleotides long. RefSeq lists its product as uncharacterized. Bases 5 to 1294 code for a protein of 429 amino acids. The transcript is spliced from 4 exons. The record is from RefSeq and is a predicted model, not a curated record. Lineage: Eukaryota; Metazoa; Arthropoda; Insecta; Hemiptera; Aphididae.
CAAAAUGAAGGUCUUAGUUUCUCUGUUCGUGUUCGCUGCUACAGUAGCAGCAAUCAACGCUACUUGUUUGUACUGCAGUAACCACACUGGUAACUACCAAGAAAUCAAAUACGAAGAUCUGAAAACUUUGGAAGAUUUUCAUUAUGGUAACCAAAAUAAUAACAACAACGAGUCCAAAAGCGUUGCCCAAAAAAUUAGAAUUAUUCUGAAAGCAAGUCAAAAGUAUCAGUUAUAUGUCGAACAAGCCAAAAAGAAUCUUAAAUUCUCAGACCCAAUGAGCUUAGUCGAUGCCACCGAGUUCUUGAGCAACGGUGAAAUCGAAUACAGAAACGCCAAAAUUCAAGGUUUGGGAAAUACAAUCUUGAGUGAAGUUAAUGUCGACCAAAUCGCCGAUAACAUGUUUUUGGUCACCGCUAAUUUGGAGAAAGCCGAUAUCUUCGGUGAUUACGAUGCCGCCAACUUUAAAAAAACUGAGUCCGGGCAGUUCUACAUCACACUGAGAAAAAUUGAAUUCAAAGCGAAGUUUCUACUGAACGAGUUCAUGGAAACUCGUCCAGAAAUCGACUCCAAGUCGCUGACAUUCGGUCACCACGAGUCCGCGUUCACCAACAUGGAAGUAUUAAACGAGUUGAGGAGCGGAAACGACCAAUUUGAAAAGCCGUACAUCUAUUACUACAACUACCUCAACAAGAUAAUCAAACGCCGUCUCGCCGAAGAAAUGGCCGUCAGUUUCGCACCCCUAGUUGCAAUGCGUCUCGCCCAAGAGUUGAGAUCGACCGUAUUGUUCCCGACAAAAACCAUGGUUGUUCCAAAAACCAAUGCUUACAUUGCUCCCGGAAUACAAGCCAAGAUUUACAAUACUAUGUUUAACGACUUAAGCGGCACUAACAAAAUCCAAAAGAUGGUAAACUACACUAUUAAUGAUGAUCAAACCGAAAUGCUCUUCUGUUUCACAUCAUUCGACCUAAGAGGAAACAGCGAAUGGGCUUUGGAAUACAACACCGGAAACGUGUACAAUGGCAAAGCUUCGUUUGCCGUUGACAACAUGCAAACUAUGAUUGUCGUCGCCAAACCCAUCGGUCAAGGACACAUUGUGAAGAAGUUCUCAAAGACCACCCUCAACGGAGUCACAGUUUUGUUGAAUAACGAUAACAACUGCGAAACUAUCAGGAAUUUCGCUCAUGAACGCAUCCCCAAAGUCUUGGAAAACAGCAUUCAAAAAUUCAUCGACGAACAAUCUGAGAUGGUAUUGAGUAACCAAUUCGCCCUUAUUGGUUUGAAAUAUAAAAACUAA